Molecule: messenger RNA, 618 nt
Organism: Paraglomus brasilianum
Lineage: Eukaryota; Fungi; Glomeromycota; Glomeromycetes; Paraglomerales; Paraglomeraceae
Source: the annotation of a GenBank genome assembly
AUGGGACUCAGUUCGGUGGUAUCCCGAUGUUAUCGACAGCUUCCGAGAUGUCUCCCGAUUGGUCGCAGAUUUUUUGCAACAUCUGCGACACUUCCACCGCGUAAUUAUGCACAGAUAACACCUCCAUAUGAAACCUUAGUAUCCAACCUAUCCGUUAUCUCCAAAACUAUACUUGGUUCCAAGCCACUUACUCAAGCUGAGAAGAUAUUAUAUGCUCAUAUAUGGGACCCCUACGAAGUAAAUUCAAUAGUUCGUGGGGAAACAUACUUAAAGCUGAGACCUGACCGAGUAGCAAUGCAGGAUGCUUCAGCUCAGAUGGCAAUUCUCCAGUUUAUGCUAUCUGGUAUGUCCACGACUGCUGUUCCCACUUCCAUCCACUGUGAUCACUUGAUCGAAGCUUACGAAGGUGCGAAUAGUGAUGUCAAGGCGGCUGAGAUAACAAAUAAAGAAAUAUUUGAUUUCUUGCAAAGUGCUGCUGAGAAGUAUGGAAUGUCAUUCUGGCGACCAGGCAGUGGAAUUAUUCAUCAAAUAGUAUUAGAAAAUUAUGCAGCUCCAGGAGGACUGAUGUUGGGAACAGGUAAUCGGAAGGACAGAUUGAAUGGAAAAACGGAGAUAUAA